Molecule: messenger RNA, 2354 nt
Organism: Sinocyclocheilus anshuiensis
Lineage: Eukaryota; Metazoa; Chordata; Actinopteri; Cypriniformes; Cyprinidae
Product: solute carrier family 41 member 1-like
Exons: 11
Coding region: 431-2065 (544 amino acids)
Biological process (GO): monoatomic cation transport
Cellular component (GO): plasma membrane
Molecular function (GO): monoatomic cation transmembrane transporter activity
Source: RefSeq, a predicted model, not a curated record
GUGUCAAAUAGAACAAUGUAACGGAUCAGAGUUGACAGCCUCAGUCGAGAGGUUACUGAUUAAUUUCAGUCCGGCUCCAUAACCAUAGAUAAGGUGUCGAGUUCCGCCUGAAUGACGGGAGAAUGACUGCAGGUCCGCAUUGAACAUUUUAGUGUCUUCUUUUCAAGGUAGGCGCAAGAGGAAAAUUUGCUUUGAAUGGGGAACUUAAUUUGCAUGCUACCCAAGUUCAGGCAGGAUCUUACACAAGCCUGGAGACGGGGAACGCACCUGCCUCUCUUCCUCGACCUGUAGACUCAUUCAUCAGCACCAGCCAUCUUUAAUGGGAUAAACUAUCUCCAGAGAUCAGGUGAACGGCUGAUCUAAACUCAAGUAAGAGCCUCAAGCUUCUUAAAUUCUUCUUAAUUGACACUUUACAUCCUAAGGCCUCCGCAUGGUACUCUGGUCGAAAGAUCAAGACAAAUUGUCCGACAUGUCCGCCGGGACGGAAAGGAUAGAGUUGAAGAAGGAGGGGGUGCCGCCAGCAUUCCACCACUCCAACGGGUCGGUCCAUCCGGUUAUACUACCCAACAACCCCGAGGAGGUGCCCCAGACCCCUGGGGAGUACGAACUCACAGAGAUGACCUCCAUACCAGACCGCAGUGAUCAGGAGAACGAGCGGCCGGACAUGGUGGUCCUCGACUGUCGGGCCAACGCAAAGGGCCAGAGGGAAGAGGACGCGCUCCUGGAGAACGCCAGCCAAAGCAACGAGAGUGAUGACACUAGUACGGACCAAAGCCCGGUGCCACCGGCUCCACUAAAGGAAACGUCCUUUUCUAUUGGACUCCAGGUUUUGUUCCCUUUCCUGCUGGCAGGGUUUGGGACAGUUGCAGCUGGCAUGGUUCUGGACAUUGUUCAGCACUGGACUGUAUUCACAGAGGUGACUGAAGUCUUUAUCCUGGUGCCUGCUCUCCUGGGCCUGAAGGGGAACUUGGAGAUGACCCUCGCGUCCAGACUGUCUACCGCGGCUAAUAUUGGACAAAUGGAUACGGCCAAGGAUAUGUGGAAAAUGAUCAUGGGAAACCUCGCACUAAUUCAGGUUCAGGCCACAGUGGUCGGCUUCCUGGCUUCCAUCGCUGCAGUCAUUUUUGGCUGGAUUCCAGAGGGUAAUUUUAAGAUGGGCCAUGCUGUCUUGCUCUGUGCCAGCAGUGUGGCCACCGCAUUCAUCGCUUCUUUGCUGCUAGGUCUUAUCAUGAUCGGGGUUAUCAUUGCAUCCAGGAAAGUUGGUAUCAACCCAGACAAUGUGGCCACCCCCAUUGCAGCCAGCCUCGGUGACCUGAUCACCCUGGCACUGUUGGCUGGCAUCAGUACUGGCCUGUAUAAGGAGCUCGAAUUCAACGAUUAUGCCAACCCAAUGGUUUGUGCCUUCUUCGUCGCCCUGACACCCAUCUGGGUACUUAUCGCCCGGCGGACACCUUCCACCCGGGAAGUGCUGUACUCAGGCUGGGAGCCUGUCAUUAUAGCCAUGGCGAUCAGCAGUGUUGGAGGCCUCAUUCUGGAUAAGACAGUAUCUAACCCCAACUUUGCUGGAAUGGCAGUUUUCACUCCCGUCAUCAACGGUGUGGGCGGCAAUUUGGUGGCGGUUCAAGCCAGUCGAAUCUCCACCUACCUGCACAUGAACGCCUUGCCCAUAGCAGAGCCAAACCCAGCCCCACGGAAAUGUCCCACUCCCUGGAGCACGUUCUUUGGCUCAGGUGUCAACGCACGUUCUGCCAGAGUGCUCUUCCUCCUGGUGGCUCCUGGUCAUCUGGUCUUCCUCUACACUAUUAACUCUAUGCAGGGUGGACACACCACUCUCACCUCUGUCUUCAUUGCAUUUUAUCUGGCCGCAGCUCUGCUUCAGGUUGUGAUCCUGUUGUACCUUGCAGACUGGAUGGUAAACUGGAUGUGGCAUCGAGGGAUGGAUCCUGACAACUUCUCCAUUCCCUACUUGACCGCCCUGGGAGACCUGCUGGGGACGGGCUUCCUGGCUCUGUGUUUCCACAUCCUGUGGCUAAUUGGAGAUCGGGACACAGAUGUGGGUGAUUGAUCCACACUGCUUCCUUUGACUCUGUCCAAGCAACACAAACGUCUUUAUUUAUAAUGCCACAUAGAGAAAUAAUAUCUAUAUUGUUAUGGCUACAAUGGCUACCAUGAUUAUAUUGAUGACAAUUUUGCUUUAGUAUUGAUAUGUAAUUUCCUUGUUGUUUAGCUAAUGGGAGAACAACAAUCCUCAUUAUUUUUCAAUGGGGAUGUUCGGCCCGAUUUUACAGCCAGUCACGUUGGCUGCAUGUAAAGAUGACAUCGACCUAAACUUGAAAUAUUUCACAAGAGGCAAA